AUUUUCGAGGCAACGCGAAUUUCGCGCAAAAUCCUAUGAAAUCUCCGAAGUUGGGGAGGAACUCUUUCGAGUUUCUCGAUUCGCGGGGGACUUGAUUUCGUGACCUUGGGUCGCUUAUCACCGAGCUUAUCGGAUUUACGAGCCUCGGAGGCUCGCGUGCGUUUUCCGCGCGUUUCCGCGAAGGGACGUAUUUCUGUGUCUAUCGAUCAAAUAUCUCGAGCCUGGAAGUCGGGGGUGUCUCGAAAGCCCGGGGACAGUGGUUUUUGUGACCUCCUCGCUUUCGACACCUCCUCGGAGGCGGGAAGAAGAGUUUCCGAAAUUGGCCAUUCCAAGAUGGCCGCCUCGGCCGAGGGCCCGCGGAUCAGGCGAGAAAAACCGCCCUUCAAACUCUGUUUCUCCAGGCAGUGGGAAACCGGUCGUUCCGAUGCUUCCGUCUCCAAGGCCAAUGCGAACGUCGUCACUCCGAAAUUCUACUCUCGGGAAAUGGAAAAUAUGCAACGAGUGGACAUUAGCGAGACCGUGAAGGAAAUCGAGAAGCAGGAGAGCAAAAAUCCCAAGGAUCAUUAUCGCUGGCCUCUUUUGACUAGUCAUAACUACGGUUGGUGGCACGAAAAAGGAAUACACCCAAGAGAUCCGAAAUUCGAUUUCCACAAAAAAACGUCGGACCUCGUCAGCUUCCAGAUGAAGAUUUACGCCGAAGACCGGAAACUCAAGGGCCUCGGAUAUUGAGACGAAUAAAGCGAUUUUAUUUUCUUAAACAUUCCGUCCCGAAUUUAGGUGAGAUUUUAGACAGAGAGGACAUUUAAAAAGACACCGAAAAUGUGCAGUCUCCCUAUUCCGAAUAGGAGAGAAUCGCACUAUUGUAACAAUGCUUAGAAUAAUUGUUAGUACACCAACGCUAAAUACCGGAUCCGUAUUGUAGUCAC
This is a messenger RNA of Orussus abietinus, 926 nucleotides long. RefSeq lists its product as uncharacterized. Lineage: Eukaryota; Metazoa; Arthropoda; Insecta; Hymenoptera; Orussidae. The record is from RefSeq and is a predicted model, not a curated record. The transcript is spliced from 3 exons. The coding region runs from base 334 to 729 and encodes 131 amino acids.